Trypanosoma rangeli is the source of this 1740-nucleotide messenger RNA. RefSeq names its product putative class 3 lipase. NCBI's taxonomy places the organism in Eukaryota, Euglenozoa, Kinetoplastea, Trypanosomatida, Trypanosomatidae. The record is from RefSeq and is a predicted model, not a curated record. Gene Ontology annotation, molecular function: metal ion binding. The coding region runs from base 1 to 1740 and encodes 579 amino acids. The transcript has a single exon. Gene Ontology annotation, biological process: lipid metabolic process.
AUGCCACAACCACAGUGGGAACGCAAUUUCCCGGUUAGGGAGUAUAAUUACACCCACACACAGCCACAAUGGUUGGAUGCAUCUCCAGUGGUGUCGAGGUCUCCACUGGCAUUAGCUCGUACAUGUGCUUCGUGUGGGCAGAGGAAGGAGUUGUGCAAAUGCCGUGUUUGUUUUAAUUGUCAAAAAAGUUUGCUUCUACGAAGGCAUCACUGCCGAAAGUGUUGGCAGGCUGUGUGCUCAGACUGUCGGGAAAAGGUGCGUUAUGUUCACAUGUUAAGUAAACCAAUGAAGGUUUGUGAUGGGUGUGCCCUCCCACGCGGAAUAGUGACUCUUUCCCGUGCCAAAGGACACGACCAUCUAUGGGGCCUCUACGUUCUGCAGCGAGCCACAGAGAUGCCAAAUAUAUGCGUUACACCUUCUUGUGGUACACAAAGUUAUCACAGUGUAUGUCCUAAGUGUAGCCUUCCGACGAUCACGACACGAUUGCAUCAAGAACGCGUUAUUCGUUUUGGCGCACGGGGGUCGGCGGUAAAGGCGGCUGAUUCUGUGAAAUACCUAGAAGUUAGGGAAUUUGCACUUCGAUGCGCCGCAGUGGAUAAAUGUUCAGCAACGGAGGUGGAAAGGUCAUUUCGGGUGUGGUUUCCUCGCUUCCAGGAGAUUUUCGCGUUUCCGAAAUUAAGCUGUACGGCGGAAGCGCAGCAUUUGUUACUUUCUGUUGUUUCGUCAGCAGUGGCCUACGAGUACCGAACUUGUCCAAAUCUUCUAAUGUCUCACUCGGAUGUGCCCUAUGCCUGUUUACUAAAACUAUUGCGUUCCACAUCACGCUACUCCGUAUUUGAGGCUCCUGGCAAAGUGAAAUUUAUUACGUUUCCAGGAACACACAACUAUCGCACAUUUACUGUAAAUAUGCGCUGUGGAAGAAUACGGCGUCAAGUUUGGUCGCAACUCAUUGAUGGUGUGACUGCUUUGUUCGAUACCAACGCUGAAUUUCACCGGGUGUGCGGCGGCGUGCAUUUGUUAUGGGAGGACUAUGUUCACCAAGGCUUUGCACGUGAGGCUGACGAGGCCGCAUUGCCGAUAGAACAACUUGUCAAUGACGUUCGCCAGAAUGGAUAUCGAUUGGUCCUUUCAGGGCAUUCUCUAGGCGGAGCUGUUGCACAGUUGGUUGCCAUUCGCAUGCUUCGAGGAUACCCAGGAAUAUUUAAGGAUAACAUGAAGUGCAUCUCCAUUGGGGCACCACUGGUAGGCAACUAUCAAUUGGCACAGUGUGUGGAGCGAUGUGGGUGGCAAUCUAAUUUUCAUCACCUAGUCUACCGCUCGGACAUUGUCCCGCGACUAUUAUGCGUCGACCAGAUAACUCGGGAUUUUGCCGAUCAAUUCAUUAAGGGUCUUUUAGAAUUACCAAGUUCACUAAGACGAUGGUUCAAGCCAACUUUGGACGCGAAAGAGGCGCCACUUAAGGAGCUGGAUGAUAUUGAUGCUCAAAUAAAAGAAGCAGAGGGUCCUGUGGAGGUUGAGAAGACACCAUUGCCCAUAACCAACCACCGCGCCCAUCGCAUGUACGCAUGCUUUGGUCGAUACCAUUUUCUCAACCACGGCGGGGCCACAUACUUUUCCACGGAUGAUUCUGAGGUGGCGUUUCAUCGCCUUAAAGAAGGUUGUGGGGGUGAUAACAAUUUGCUGGACCAUUCCAUCUCCAGUUACAACAGGGCCGUUUUUUUGCAACUUCAUUUUCAAUGA